Messenger RNA from Aspergillus neoniger CBS 115656, 894 nucleotides. Its product is annotated as proteasome core particle subunit alpha 7. The coding region runs from base 1 to 894 and encodes 297 amino acids. The transcript has 5 exons. The record is from RefSeq and is a predicted model, not a curated record. NCBI's taxonomy places the organism in Eukaryota, Fungi, Ascomycota, Eurotiomycetes, Eurotiales, Aspergillaceae. Gene Ontology annotation, biological process: ubiquitin-dependent protein catabolic process. Gene Ontology annotation, cellular component: nucleus; proteasome core complex; proteasome core complex, alpha-subunit complex.
AUGACUUCCAUUGGCACUGGGUACGAUCUCUCCAACUCAGUCUUCUCCCCAGAUGGUCGCAACUUCCAGGUAGAAUAUGCCGUUAAAGCGGUAGAGAAUGGAGGGACAGCCAUUGGUAUCAGGUGCAAAGAUGGUGUCGUGCUCGCAGUGGAGAAAAUCAUUACCAGCAAGCUUCUGAAGCCUGGCGCCAAUAAGAGAAUAGCUACGGUUGAUCGUCACGUUGGCAUUGUUUCCGCCGGUCUGGUGCCGGACGGGCGACAUUUCGUUUCUCGGGCUCGUGAUGAGGCUUCAUCAUGGAGAAGUGUUUACAAAGGGCCAAUUCCAACUUCUGCGCUAUCCAACCGCCUUGGGAGCUACGUGCAAGCUUACACACUCUACUCUAGUGUCAGGCCUUUCGGCGUGACUGCUAUUGUCGGAGGCUGGGACUCCGAAGCCGAGCUUGCUGUCGACGGUCAGGUCGGAAGUGGGCCCAAGUCGGGUUCUGGCGGUAAAGUCGAGGGCGCUAGAACUGGAGGUCCAGGUCUAUAUAUGAUUGAGCCAAGCGGCCUAUACUGGGGUUAUUAUGGCGCCGCCACCGGGAAAGGGAGACAAGCAGCCAAGGCUGAGCUUGAGAAACUCGACCUGAGCUCCGGCACACUGAGCCUUCUCGAUGGAGUGAAGGAAGCGGCUCGGAUUAUCUAUGUCGCCCAUGAAGACAGUAAAGACAAGGACUUCGAACUGGAAAUGACCUGGAUUAGUUCAUUAGACGGUCCGACGAAGGGAAGGCACGAGGAGGUACCGAAAGAACUCCGUGAGGAGGCAGAGCGGGCAGCAAAGAGAGCUCUGGAGGGAGAGGACGAGGAAGAAGACGCAACAAAGGGUGAUUCAAACGAGAGCGAGCGGAUGGAGGAGUGA